AUGUCUCUCGUUUGGCUGAUGCUGUUGUUCUCAGCUCCUCUGUCUGAAUGUGUGCCGGAGAAGCCCAAGAGGUCGGCUCUCAACCAGCUGACCAGGAGCCUCCUGAGGAAGUACGACUGCGGCGUUCGGCCCGUUCACAACUGGACCAGUGCGACCACGGUCUCCAUAGACCUCAUACUGCAGUCUGUCCUCGACGUGGAUGGAAAUACACAGAGCAUCACUAUAAGUAUUUGGUACAGACAGGUCUGGACUGAUGAAUUUCUGGUUUGGGAUCCGGAGGAGUUCGACGGCAUCAACGAGAUCUCACUGUCGUCUGAUGCUAUCUGGAUACCUGACGUUAUCGUCAGUGAAUUCGUGGACGCAGGCAAGUCGCCGCCGAUCCCCUACGUCUACGUCAACUCCUCCGGCUCGGUGAAGAACAACCGGCCCAUGCAGGUGGUGCUGGCCUGCAGCCUCGAGAUGUACGCCUUUCCGUUCGACAAGCAGAACUGCAGCCUGACCUUCCGCAGUUGGCUUCACUCAGUGAAGGAGAUAGACCUGACUCUGUGGAGGAGCGCAGAGGCCAUCGCCAAUGAUCAGGGGGAGUUCAUGAACGACGGGGAAUGGGAACUGCUGUCCAUUCCCUCGCGCUACUGGCAAAUCCACCAGGACGACACGGACUACGCACACAUCCAGUUCAAUGUUUUGAUCCGCCGGCGCCCCCUGCUGUACGUGGUGGGCCUCCUCAUCCCCAGCAUCUUCCUCAUGCUGGUGGACGUCGUCAGCUUUUACCUGCCCCUGAACAGCGGCGUGCGCAUCGCCUUCAAGACCAGCAUCCUGCUGGGCUACACCGUCUUCAGGGUCAACCUGACGGACGAGCUGCCCUCGUCGGCUCUCACAACUCCUCUUAUAGGCGUGUUCUUCGUGGUGUGCAUGGCCAUGCUGAUGCUCAGCCUGAUCAAGUCCAUCCUGGUGGUGAAGCUGCUCCACCACAGUGAGAAGGAGGUGCGGCAGAUGUCGGUGUCCGCCUGCCUGCUGGACAAGUACGGCUCGAGCGGGCGCUGCGGCCUCAACAACGAGAGCGCCCUGACCUCCACCAAAACCCUCGACCGCAUCAACGCGUCCGGAGAUUAUGAGCUGGAGCCCUCUUUGGAUGGAGACCUGCUGUCCCUGACUGAGAUCCAGGAUGCCCCCUCCGGCCCGGACUGGCUCCUCCAGGAGCUGGUCUCCCUCCGCCUGGCCUUGUCCGAGGAGGACAGCGAGUCCUCCGCGCAGGCCGACUGGCUGGCCCUCUGCUCCAAACUCGACCUCCUGCUGUUCCGCCUCUACCUGUUGGUUCUGACCGUGUACGCCGCUACUCUGCUGCUGCUCUGGACCAGCUGGAGCUUCGCCUGAAAACCCGUCCUCAGAGACAGGACGGCACUUCCCUGCCUCAUGGCGUUGACCACAUCCACAGCAGUUCUCGCCUGCAGAACUUUCAAGGCCUUAACGUGUUACGAUGCAAUGGGUGGAACUUGGAAAAUACACUGCAGUAUUUAAAGGUGCAUCUGAAACAUACUUCAAAAGGUGGAAGAAGAAAGAAAGAAUUGAAGAGAAUAAACCUGUAUGUUGUACAUCGACGUCGUUCACCACAUGAUUAGUUGAACUCUGGUUUCUUGCUUUCUGGUUCUUUUCUUCACAACUUUUCGUCAUCAUAACUUAGUAUGGUAAUCGUUCUGGUGAUGAGGUCACGUCGCCACAUCACGUCCAACGGGGCGAAAAGACACGAGCGGUGAAACGAUCACACCCGGCUGUAAACUAACCAGCAGUUUAUCCAGAUUGUAUGAAAAUAAAGUGAAUAUAAGUAGCUGAAACGUUGGUUAUGAUUCCCAAUUUUUGAUUGGCUGCUGCAGGAGUUUGAAAGAGGAGAAGGUCCGAACACCUAAAAGCUCCCGUUUAUGGAUUUCAUUUGCCGAAUAGCGACAAGGCUUUUCAUCAGACUCAGCCUGAGAGAUAAAUUCCCUUAACGUGAGCUUUUAAAGUUUGCAGAUCUUUUUUUCUUUCUUCCUCUGAUUCAGGCACAGUUCAGAUUCGAGGUGAGAUUUUAUUUGAGUCGAUACAGGCGAUUGCUAAAAGUCGACGCCGUCUGAAACUUAAAUAUUCUGUUUGCAUUUCUCUCUCCAGACACCGCCACUGUACAGAAACAUUACGGCUUCACGGGGACAUUAUUAUAUUAUGUGUGUGUUAUCAAGUUUUGCCCGACAGUGGAGAUUUACUCGGAGAUGCUGCAUAAUACGCCGGCUCCCUGGAGAGAAUCCUCAGCGCCAGUGUGAUGAGAUAAUAUUGUAUUCAUACUUUAAUCUCCAUCCCGCUGCCACGAAACAGAUCAAUACAGCCCAUUCGGGGCUCGGCUGCUGUGUCUCCGCUCCCUGCUGGUUCCCCCUAACACUCGUGAUAUGAAUAUCAAAAGUCAUCACAGAAAACUUACCGGCGGAAAGAUCCACACUAAUGCAAUUUUCACAGAAAUUGCAAGCCACUUAGUCAGUGUCAUGUUACGAGACGUUGGAAAAGGUGCCAGCUCAGAGACGUUAUGUCGUCCACACUCCAUCCGCACCAGUGUAGACUUUUGUGAUUCCCCAAUUUGUUGUUCGA
Molecule: messenger RNA, 2610 nt
Organism: Scophthalmus maximus (turbot)
Lineage: Eukaryota; Metazoa; Chordata; Actinopteri; Pleuronectiformes; Scophthalmidae
Gene: htr3b
Product: 5-hydroxytryptamine (serotonin) receptor 3B
Exons: 9
Coding region: 1-1374 (457 amino acids)
Biological process (GO): signal transduction; regulation of membrane potential; chemical synaptic transmission
Cellular component (GO): neuron projection; postsynaptic membrane; synapse
Molecular function (GO): extracellular ligand-gated monoatomic ion channel activity; transmembrane signaling receptor activity; neurotransmitter receptor activity
Source: RefSeq, a predicted model, not a curated record